ACUUAUCGGAUUGUUUUGCUUGUGAUUUUGUGUGAAAAACAUAAAGUUUGUGAAAGCGGAAAAUGGAGCGGAAUUUGGAAGUCGAUGUGCUCCGCUCUUUAGAAAUUAAUUUUCUUGAUGAAGAUGAAGAAAAUGAACACCGUGAUGUUACGGAAAACUUCUUGGAAAAAACGAACAAUGUAAGUGACGUUGAAUUCGCCACGGCUCUGCAGCGCUUCGGAAGUGUUUUGCUGAUGAAAAGUCAAACGCCCCAAUUAAAGAAAAAGAAAUCUGACGCGGUGAAGGAAAUCAUCAUGCACUUUUUGAUUGAAAAAGGAAUAAACAUGACAGAAAAGCAAGUGUUGAAAAAAGUGAAUAAUAUGAAAUCACGCAUCAAAACGAAAACCGACAAGAAGGCCACAGUAAACCGAAAAAUAAAUCUAAAUCCGGGCGAAAAAAUCAUGUAUGACCUCCUAGGAGCUGAAGACAACCCAGCAGUAGCGAAAGUUAAAUAUGGUGUUGCAGUUGGUGUUUCCCAAAGGGUUUUCAAAGAACCUAAUAUUACUAUCUCUUCGGAUGAUCCUUUGAUGAUUUCCUCGCCUCCUCGUUUCAACGCCCCAGUUGAUUCAUCGAUUAUUUUGGAAUCUGAUCCAAAUCUAGAUGGUUCCACUUCUGCUGGUGAAAAACUUACUCCGCCUGCACGAACAAAUAGGCGUUCGAAUGAAACGCACGGAUCCAGACCAUCGAAACCACGAUCUGACCAAGAAAAUUUGUCGACAACGCAACUGCAGCGAAUGGUUUUAAUCAAGCAGCUUCGAGUUCUGGAACAGGAAAUGCGUGUAAAUGAAAAAAUGGAGACAGUACUCGAUAAAGCCAGAACAUUAUUAGAUCGCUACCUAUAAUUUCGAGAGUAUAGGUUAUCAGGAGAAUUUAUCGAUCAAAAUAAAACAUCGAUAUCGAUUUAAUAAAAUGAAUAGAAUAAAAACGAAAA
Aedes aegypti (yellow fever mosquito) is the source of this 970-nucleotide messenger RNA. RefSeq lists its product as uncharacterized. The coding region runs from base 63 to 881 and encodes 272 amino acids. The record is from RefSeq and is a predicted model, not a curated record. Lineage: Eukaryota; Metazoa; Arthropoda; Insecta; Diptera; Culicidae. The transcript has 3 exons.